CGGGGUCGGGGCCGCGAUGGCGCCGCGGCUGCUGCUGGUGCCGCUCGGGUGCCUCGCGCUGCUGCUGCCGCCGCCCCGCGCCGCCGAGUUCAGCCCCUCUCUCGACAGCGACUUCACCUUCACGCUGCCCGCCGGCCGCAAGGAGUGCUUCUACCAGCCCAUGCGCAGGGACGCCUCGCUGGAGCUCGAGUACCAGGUUCUAGAUGGAGCAGGAUUAGAUGUUGAUUUUCAUCUGCUGUCUCCAAAAGGUGAAACUCUAGUUUUUGAUGAAAGAAAAUCAGAUGGAGUUCAUACGGUGGAAACAGAAGAUGGGGAUUACAUGUUCUGCUUUGACAACACAUUCAGUACCAUUUCUGAAAAGGUAAUUUUCUUUGAACUGAUCCUGGACAAUAUGGGAGAAGAUGGACAAGAUCAGGAAGACUGGAAGAAAUAUGUUACAGGAACAGAUCUCCUAGAUAUGAAAUUGGAAGAUAUUCUGGAAUCCAUCAACAGCGUCAAAGCCAGAUUAAGCAAAAGUGUCCAGAUUCAGACCCUGCUCAGAGCAUUUGAGGCCCGUGACCGCAAUAUACAAGAGAGCAACUUUGACAGAGUGAACUUCUGGUCCAUGGUCAACCUGGGAGUCAUGGUGGUGGUGUCGGCCGUUCAGGUUUACAUGUUGAAAAGUCUUUUUGAAGAUAAGAGGAAAAGUAGAACUUAAUAUUCAGUAUUGAUCAUACCAAUAGUAACAGGUAUAGAGGAGAGGGGGAGCAAUAAACUACAGUAAAAAAAAAAAAAAAGACCCCUUUCAGAUUCUUUUGAACAAACAGUAAAAAUCAGGUUUUUCAAUUCAUCUUGGGCUUUUUGGUUGUGAUGGUGGUGGUCUUGUUUGUGUUUGGGGGUUUUCUGUAGGUUUUUGUGGUGUUUGUUUGUUUGUUUUUUUAAACAUGAACACAAUGCCUCACCCCAUGCUCUCCCAUUUUCCAAAUGCUACUAACAAUAUUUUUUGUACUUGUAUGAUUUGUCAAUGACUGUUAAUGACUACCUUAUGCAUAGCACACCUGGUGCAUUUGCAAAGUAAUGUUAAUACUGACAUUUUUUUCAUUUUCACAUAAAACUUUAGUAACUUAGACAUUGGUUUAUUUGCUGUUAAAUACUGAGUGAAUUUACCUAUGUGCCUAAGUGUUUACAGGAUUGGGGCCCACAGGGAUAGUUUGUAAUUACUGUCAUUUAUCUUCAAAAUUACGUUUUUUAAAAAUCCUCAUCUUUUGUUCUAUGGCAUCAUGGAGAAACACUGGGCUAACAUUGUAAGGACAUGAGAACUCUUUUUAUAUAAAAAUUACAAAUAUCAGCACUUUAAAAAAGCACCAUCAAUGUGAAAUUGAGUCAGUGUUAAAAAGAAUUGGAGAAAAUAGGUACAAUUCCUGUUCAUAAAUCAUUCUGUCCUGUAGUUGCACAACCUUUUUUUUCCUCUUUGGCUGUUAUGUGACACAAGCGACUACAUGCUAUACAAACAAAUACACACACACUUUGAAGUAUGGUUUGCAAAUUCUUCCUUACUGUAAACUUGUGUAAUAGAUAACUUUAAAAAAAGUAAUUUCUCAUGUUUUUCCUUUUAAUAAAGGCAGAGGUCACAGUAUGCCAAAACAUUACAUAAACAUUGAUUUUUAUAGUCUCAAAAUCCCUCUUAUUUGCCAAUAUAUUUUUGUUUGUUCUUGUCUACUACAGCUGUGACUAAUGUAACGAUUAAUAGGGUGACUUACAUAGGCAUAUAAAACCAAAGCUAUUCACCAAAACUUUCCCUUCUUGCUCACCCUCACAAGUCUUUUAGCUGUGUAAGUACACUCUGUUUCUAUAUUUAGCUGUUCAUAUGAAUAAAGCAUGAAUUACAGGGAGCAGCAAGUAUAGGCUUCAAGCUGUAUGAUCAACUGAAUAUGCAGUAUCACUUGACUAAGGCAAAGCUAAUAUCAAAUCAGAAAUUUGUAGUUUUUGGAUGAAGAGACUUUUAACACUGUAGUGAGGUACAGAGUUUCUGCCAAAACCUCUGGUGCAUGAGAAUUAACUUUUUUUAAUAUAUCCAACUUAGUAAUUUUUACAAUGUGCCAAGUCAUUGAAAUUUCUUGUAUAAAUGUGUUAACUACGUUUCAUCACAGGUUUUUUAAAAACUUUCUUAAAAACACUCUUUUAAAAGGUGUUUUAAAAAAAGUGUAUGUAGUCGUGUUGUGCCUGUUGUGGGGCCAUCUAGGUAUGAAUGGCAGAAUUGUAACUUUGGGUCUUUCUGUGAUUAAGAAUUAUUUUAUGGAUAUAAAACAGGGUCAAUAGGUGCAUGAAGAAACAUUUUGUUCAAAUGAAGCAGAUGCUAGCAAGGGCUAUAGAACAUAGAAACAGCACUUCAGUUUCAACUGCAGACAACAGGACCUAGCAAUAAUAUUUCUAAAUAGUUUUUAUAAGCAAAAGUAUUAUUACAGAACUUACAGAGGGCUCCAAAGGCUACUUCAUCUUUCUGCAAAGCUCUGUCCAAAAUAAGACUGUAUGCCUUUAGGGUAUUGCAUAUCUUAUUUCCAUAUGAUGCUUUGUAUUCUAAACUGGAAUUAGAAAGCUUACUUCUGUGAUCAGGACAAAGGCUAGGAAAAAAAAUAAUUCUUUCAGCUAGAGUGGCAAAUAAUGUUUUCCUGCCAUUUCCCUGUCCCUCUCUCAGUACCAGUUAUAACUUGGAGUUAAUUUUGCUUGCAUCACCAUGACUGUGAUGCUACAAACCAUCUGCAAAAUGCUGAACCAGCUCUGGGAAGCUGCAAAUGAGACAUCUACCUCUACUAUCAAAGCUACUAGAUAUAGAUUUCAGCUCAAAACUCCAACAGAUAAGCUCUGCCAAGUUUUCCAAGCACACCUUAAGAGAUUAGGUCCCCCAGCUGCUCUGCUGUGCCUCUCUGACAGUGGUGAAACAGUUUGGUGUGUUAGUUUAACCUGCUAAUGAAUGCAGACUGCUCUGAUCAAAGACACAGGACUGCUGCAGUUCAGUUUCUCCCAUUACAAAAAAACAAUCUCUGGUAGAAGGAAAAUAGCGCAACAAUUGUCAGCAGAGUUCAUCUGGAAGAAGUUAUUGUUUUGCAGCUGAGAGCUCUGACUGUAUUUUCUCCUCAUUCAAAUUCAACUAUAGAAAAUGAAAGAGGGAAUAAUUAGAAAGGUAACUGUGCAUUGACUUUGGCAGCUGGAAUAGGUUUAUCAUAGGUGAAGGAUUUGGCAUGUAAACUUGCAGUUAAGAAACAUUUCAUGUGGAUUCUGAAGAGUACAUUGCUUUUGAUUGUAUAAAAUCUACAAAGGAGAAUAUAAGUCUACAUUUUUUUCUUAAUGGACUUUUUGUUCAGAAUUUAAUGUUUUAAGAAUUGCAGAUGUCGAAUAAUUAUGCAAAACUGAGAUUUUCAAUAAAUCAAGUUUAAACCUGU
Molecule: messenger RNA, 3419 nt
Organism: Pipra filicauda (Wire-tailed manakin)
Lineage: Eukaryota; Metazoa; Chordata; Aves; Passeriformes; Pipridae
Gene: TMED5
Product: transmembrane p24 trafficking protein 5
Exons: 4
Coding region: 17-697 (226 amino acids)
Biological process (GO): intracellular protein transport; Golgi organization; endoplasmic reticulum to Golgi vesicle-mediated transport
Cellular component (GO): Golgi apparatus; endoplasmic reticulum; COPII-coated ER to Golgi transport vesicle
Source: RefSeq, a predicted model, not a curated record